CUUAUCUUCAGGGGGAUUGGGCUUUGCACAGUACGGCGUAUUUUGGCUCCAAUUUCUAGAUCACAAUCGCUCCUUUCCCGCCGAUCUCAGUCGUCGUCGCAUGCCGACUGCAUAAUGCCGGAGCAUCCCCGACCAGUCCUGUUCACUCUUAGUCACAACUACCAAUUUACCAUUUAUCAGCUAUGAAGCGCUCGUCCUCUGAUGCGGGCCUGGUGUCGCCCCGACGAGAAGAUCGCCAUCCCUCCACUGUCCCCGACGGACGACCUCCACCACCGAAGAUCUCCAAAGCCCGCGCCUGUGAGUGUUCCCGUUGAACCACUGAAGGGACGAUCUAUAAUGAGACAGAGCGGAAAAGUCGCUUGAGGCCUAGGGAGAGGGGAUGCAUACUAAAACACAAUGGAUUUCAGGUGCGGAGUGCAAACGUCAUAAGAUACGCUGUGAGUUCAAAUCGGGGGAAACGAGCUGCAAUAAGUGCAUACGCAGCGGCAUAAAAUGUGUCGUCAAUGACUUCUCGCAGAAGUUUGUUGACGAUGAUGGCAUAUGGAAAUCCCAGGCUGCAGCCACCAUCCAGCAGCUCCAGGCAGCUGUUUCGCAUCUCCUUCGCCAUGAUGGGCUACCUGAGCUUUCAUCGUAUGCAACAGGCGAUACGCAAAAUGGUCCAAGUCCUGUCGCGUCCCACCAUGAACAUAGAUCCUCGCUCGAUGGGUCGCAGUCGAUCUCUAAUCACACGAGUCAACACGGCCCGGGUGUCAUUAUGGAUGUAACUCGGGAGCCUUCCCAAGAGCCAGAUCUACAAGACCGAGAAUUGGUGCCGGCACCAAUGCGUAGUCUUUAUGAAGUCACUAAGCUGCGUAACUUACGGAGCAACCUCAUCGAACAACCUAAAUUAACCUUGCUAGAGGAAGACUUCAUCUCACGGGGAGUCCUCUCUAUUCAUGAGGCUGAAGAACUGUUUGCAUAUUUUAGUCGGACCAUGAAUCAGCUCCUUUGGGGAGGGAUCAUCUUGGUGCACCGGGACCUCACGUCAGUGCGACGAGCAUCGACUUUGUUGUCUGCGGCAGUCCUCACUGUCGCUGCACUUCAUAUCCCCAAUCGUACUGAAACUCUAAACCGAUGCUACCAUGAAUAUGUAUCUCUUGUAUCCAGCAUGUCCCUGACGCGGGCUCACACGUUAGAUGAUGUUCGUGGCCUCUGUGUGGGAGCAUUUUGGCUAUCAGAAUUGAGCUGGAAGCUCUCUGGACACGCCGUUCGUAUUGCCACGGAGCUUGGUUUGCAUCAGAGCUAUCAAAAAAUGAUCCGGGGCCAUAGUGACCAGUACGAGCGCGCGCAGCUCUGGUAUCUACUCUAUGUCUGCGACCAUCAUUUUAGUAUUGCGUAUGGCCGACCUCCUGUCAUACAUGAGGAUGCAGCCAUCAAGAACUAUGAGACCUUCCUGCAAUCUCCCAUGGUUGUACCUGGUGAUAUCCGACUGCUGGCACAGGUGGCUUUGUUCAUGAUCCUGACAGAGGCGUAUCGGAUGUUUGGGAGCGACACCGAGCAGGCUUUGACCGAGGAAGACUUCGGCCAAUUACGAGUCUACAAUGUGGCGGUUGAUCAAUGGCGGCUUCUUUGGCAGCCGCGAUCAGCCGAUAGCCCUUACGUACGGACGUACCCUUCGAAGGGAGUUGUGCUGCACUAUCAUUUUGCCAAAUUCCAAUUAAACUCACUCUCCCUUCGUGCCCUGUCGCCGUCCAACACACCCGUUUUCUCCAUGGACCGCAAAGAGUCCGCUAAUAUCGCUAUCUCGUCCGCCAUGGCCUGUCUAAAUAUGGUGCUCGAAGAGCCGGACAUUCGGGACGCCAUCGUGGGCGUUCCCAUUUUUACGCAUACGAUGGUCACUUUUUCAGCAGUGUUCCUUCUAAAGGUCGCGGUCAACUGGAAUUCGGCCUAUCUGAGUCUGGAUGGACGCGAGGUGCGACGGUUAGUGGAACGCGUCAUCGAGCUGUUGAACUGUGUUUCUGCAGGAGAGAGGCAUCUGACGAGGCAUAUUGCGCGUGGCUUGGGGAAGAUGCUGGAUCGCUUUGAUUCCUGGGAGACGGCGUGGCAAGGUGGACCGCCAGUGGGAGGACCGGCGGAUCGAAGUAGUAGUGAAGUCCCAGGCGGUGCGAAUGCCAUGGCACAAGGAUUCCCCCCACCAGAUCUGAUCUACGACAUGGUGGGCACAUACGGAUUUGGACUGGAUGAAAAUUUGCUGGACCCAAGCAUGGCCAACUUUGAGUUUUUGGCGCAUUGAUAGAGUAGUUUGUGGAUAGUUGAUACCCUGGGUAGAGGGAAACGUACAUAGCUAUAUACUAAUGUAUCCGUAUAUACUCCUGCUAGGCGUGCUCCUUCUUAGCUCGUGGUAUUAUGCUUUGUCAGGACUGGGAUAACUAGUCUGUGUUUAUUUGUUGAUGCGCGCGAAUCAUCCGGGGGAAUUCAUAAAUAGUAGCAAUUUCAUCCGUGCACCAGACACUGUGCCCGAAGGGGACUAGCU
This is a messenger RNA of Aspergillus pseudonomiae, 2512 nucleotides long. Its product is annotated as putative C6 transcription factor. Gene Ontology annotation, biological process: DNA-templated transcription; regulation of DNA-templated transcription. The record is from RefSeq and is a predicted model, not a curated record. Gene Ontology annotation, molecular function: zinc ion binding; DNA binding; DNA-binding transcription factor activity, RNA polymerase II-specific. Bases 380 to 2272 code for a protein of 630 amino acids. Lineage: Eukaryota; Fungi; Ascomycota; Eurotiomycetes; Eurotiales; Aspergillaceae. The transcript has 4 exons.